Molecule: messenger RNA, 219 nt
Organism: Striga hermonthica
Lineage: Eukaryota; Viridiplantae; Streptophyta; Magnoliopsida; Lamiales; Orobanchaceae
Source: the annotation of a GenBank genome assembly
AUGGCCGGCGGUGGAAAUUUCAUUCACAGAGUGAUAUACUAUCUCGCGAAUGAGCUUAUCGUUAAUGGGCUCGCGAAUAGCCCGAGAUUCCAGAGGUUUGCAGUGAGGACGUCAAAGAAGAUGGAUGAAUUAUCUGAUAUUGCUGCUCAAAAGAAAAAAGAUUUAGCCGAGCAAGUUAAGGAUGUCUCUAAGAACCUUGGGUCAUUUAAGAACCAAUGA